AUGAAUUCUCUUCCACUAAAAAUCAGUUCCACCUUCUGUAUUCUCAUUACUCUCUUCAUCUCAAUCAAAUGUUCGAGUUCAUUAGCACGUCAAGAAGAACAAGAUUUAGUGACAAAAGUGUGCAAACAAACACACUACUUUGACUUAUGCAUGUCAAUCUUAUAUCCAGACUCACGAAAGUAUACAACUGAUACUAAAGGCCUUGCAAAGAUUGUAAUGCAGAAAGAUUUGACAGUCUCUAAAGAAAUUCUUGAUGCAGUCUUAAGUUUGGCUCAUGACAAAGGAAAAUCGCGGUAUGUAAGAGAGAAAUGCAGCAAGUGUUAUGAUAAUUACAAGACAAUUGUUGUCACUCUUCUUCCAUAUGCUACAAAAUCUCUUGAUUUUGGUAAAAAAGAUGAUGCAAUACGAGUUCUUAAGUAUACAGCAUAUUAUGCUAAGGCUUGUGAUGAUGAAUUUUUAAAGAAGGGUAUGAAACGACCAUUUGAAAAUAUGAGUGUGCAUGAUAUGUCUAUACUUGUUGCAGACAUUGUCAAGCUCAUAACUUAA
Molecule: messenger RNA, 546 nt
Organism: Beta vulgaris subsp. vulgaris (sugar beet)
Lineage: Eukaryota; Viridiplantae; Streptophyta; Magnoliopsida; Caryophyllales; Amaranthaceae
Product: cell wall / vacuolar inhibitor of fructosidase 2
Exons: 1
Coding region: 1-546 (181 amino acids)
Molecular function (GO): enzyme inhibitor activity
Source: RefSeq, a predicted model, not a curated record